This is a messenger RNA of Saccharomycodes ludwigii, 600 nucleotides long. It is a transcript of the gene POA1, whose product is annotated as ADP-ribose 1''-phosphate phosphatase. The record is from RefSeq and is a predicted model, not a curated record. Lineage: Eukaryota; Fungi; Ascomycota; Saccharomycetes; Saccharomycodales; Saccharomycodaceae. Gene Ontology annotation, biological process: peptidyl-glutamate ADP-deribosylation. Bases 1 to 600 code for a protein of 199 amino acids. The transcript has a single exon.
AUGACUUCUACAAUUAAAUACGUAAAGGGAAACAUUUUGAAUUCAGCUAAUAACAGUAAUAAAAGGAUAUUAAUCCAUUCAUGUAAUUGUAAUGGUUCUUGGGGUGGUGGUCUAGCUUAUCAGUUAGCAUUGAAUUACCCUAAAAGUGAAAUAGAAUAUAUUGAAAUAUGUGAUUUAUUCGGUAAGGCGCAGGAAAAUAAUCCAUUGUUAGGUAAAUUCGCGAUAAUACCAAGUUUUACUGAUCCAAAUUUAUUAAUUGGUUGUUUAUUCAAUUCUACUCUUGGAGGCCUCCAUCAUGGAUCAAAAGAAAGUAUAUUAUUAAACACCGAGGUAGCAUUGAAUAAAUUAUUAGCGUUUGUUUUUAAUGAUACCGAUACUGAGGAAUUAGAUAGUGUGGAUUUGAAAUUGAAUAAUUUUAUGGUAGAGUGUUAUGGCUUACAACCAUCUUCCACAGAGUCAUCCUCAAAAUAUGACUUAUCUCAAUUUCAGUUAGAAAUGCCUAAGAUCAACAGUGGCAUUUUUGGUGUUCCCUGGGAGGAAACAGAAUUGAUUCUGGAAAAACUAAAGUAUAAUGUUGAAUUCACAGUUUAUGAACUAUAA